CAAGACUUCAAAGUUCGUAUUUUUCAGAUAAAUUCAUUGUUUUUCCGUUUGAGGAUUAUUAUUAUAAUUAGUCAUUUUUUAUUUCAAUUUCUUUGUCCGGGACUAAUAAUGGUGAAAAUGGCGGUUGAUUCACCCUCUUCAUCUCCGGUGACCAUCACAAUUUCUACUUCAGGCGGCGGAUUCCACAGCUUGACAAGUCCCGUUCGUCGCCUAUCUUUGUCGAAUGCGAACCCUAAUUCGCCGCUGAGUAGUCGAGGUGGGUUAGGGGGCUCGUCAAGUGGGGGCGGAAGAUACGUCUCCAUGUGUAAAGAUAGCAGGGAGGAAAUCCUAGCUUACACAGUUCAAAUUCCUCAUACCCCAGAACAUAUUAACAAUGGAAACAUGGCCGAUUCGGUGACGACCAGCUCUUCUCUCGAUGUAAGCAAAAGUUGUAGUGGAAACCCUACUGAAGGUAGUUACAUCAUUGAUACUAUCUAUACGGGUGGGCUGAAUUGCGUGACCCGGGCACAUGUAAAGAGAAGCAUGCAAAAUUUAGAGUCAGUAGAGAUGAAAUCAAAGGUGGUGUGUGAAAUGGAAGGAUGUGAUGAGAAUGCCCCUGAGGCUCAAUGUGAAUGUGGGUUCAGAAUUUGCAGGGACUGCUACAUGGAUUGUGUUGGAAAAGGACGGGUUGGCUCUUGUCCUGGCUGUAAAGAGCUCUACAAGGGUAUCAGCGAUGAAGAUGAGGAGGAGGAACAGUCUGACGACCAAGAUAGGGCAAACCCUCUUCUGCGGGCUCCUUCAAGGAGGAGAGGUGGUGAAAGCAGUAGCAGAAGAGAGAAAGCAUUUUCUCUGGUGCAGUCUUUUAAAAAUACAAACCCAGAUUUUGAUCACAACCGAUGGUUGUUUGAGACUAAAGGGACUUAUGGCUAUGGAAAUGCCUUGUGGCCAAGUGAUGGGUAUGAAUUUGGAAGAGGAAUUGACAUAUCAACAAACCGUCCAGAUUUCAGUGACACUAGGAACAGACCGUUGACCAGAAAAGUUGGGAUUUCUGCAGCAAUUAUCAGCCCUUACAGGCUGCUAAUGGUGCUUCGUCUUGGUGCUCUCGGCUGUUUCCUGACAUGGAGGAUCUGUCAUCCCAACCGUGAAGCAAUGUGGCUGUGGCUGAUGUCUGUUAUCUGUGAGAUAUGGUUUGCAUUUUCUUGGCUCCUUGAUCAGUUACCCAAGCUUUGCCCCGUUAAAAGAGUGACCGACCUCUCUGUCCUGAAAGAACGGUUCGAGAGCUCAGGACCACCGACCCUUGGGAGGAACCCCAAAGGGUUAUCUGAUCUUCCAGGCAUAGACAUAUUUGUUUCCACUGCUGAUCCAGAGAAGGAACCACCUCUCGUCACUGCAAAUACAAUUCUGUCCAUCCUUGCUGUUGAUUAUCCUGUGGAGAAGGUAGCAUGUUAUCUAUCAGAUGAUGGAGCUUCUCUGGUGACCUUUGAAGCUCUUGCAGAAGCAGCAAGUUUCGCAAGAGUGUGGGUCCCAUUUUGUCGAAAGCAUAAAAUAGAACCUAGAAACCCCGAUGCAUAUUUUGGCCAGAAGCGGGAUCCCCUUAAGAACAAAGUGAGGGUUGACUUUGUUAGGGACAGAAGAAGGGUAAAGCGAGAAUAUGAUGAGUUCAAAGUAAGGAUAAAUGGGUUACCAGAUUCAAUUAGGAGGCGGUCGGAUGCGUACAAUGCCCAACAGGAGUUGAGGGCGAAGAAGAAACAGUUUGAACUGGGAGAAAGUUUGUCAGAACCUCCUCCUAUCAGGGUUCCAAAGGCUACAUGGAUGUCUGAUGGCACCCAUUGGCAUGGGACUUGGUCAUCAGGUGAGGAAGCCCACUCAAGAGGUGAUCAUGAGGGAAUUAUACAGAUUAUGUUGGUUCCAGCAAACACGGAGCCACUUUUCGGGAGUGAAGUUGAUGAAAAGAACAUUAUUGACACAACAGAUGUUGAUAUAAGAAUACCAAUGCUUGUCUAUGUAUCCCGAGAGAAGAGGCCUGGUUAUGACCACAACAAGAAAGCCGGAGCAAUGAAUGCUCUAGUCCGAGCGAGUGCAAUCAUGUCUAAUGGUGCUUUCAUUCUAAACCUCGACUGUGAUCACUAUAUAUACAAUUCAUUAGCUUUGAGGGAGGGAAUGUGCUUCAUGCUUGACAAAGGAGGAGACAGGAUUUGCUAUGUGCAAUUCCCUCAGAGGUUUGAGGGCAUUGAUCCAAAUGAUAGGUAUGCAAAUCAUAACACGGUUUUCUUUGACGUGAGCAUGAGAGCACUUGAUGGACUACAAGGGCCAAUGUAUGUCGGCACAGGCUGUAUCUUUAGAAGAAUUGCUCUGUACGGAUUCAGUCCCCCUCGAACCACUGAACAUCAUGGAUGGUGUGGCCGCAGAAAGUUGAGGAAGAUUCUUAGGAAGCCUCGACAUCAAACAAACGUGAAUCUAGAAGAUGACGAGGAGAUGGUUGUACCAACCAUUGGAUCAGCUCAAGAUGAAGAAGAUGAAGAUUUAAGCACGAAGGCUUUGCUUCCAAAGCAGUUUGGUAACUCGGUUCCUCUUAUCGACUCGAUAGCUGUGGCUGAAUUUGGAGGUAGGCUGCUGCAUGGGUUGAGGGGGAAAGGUUGCCUCGGAAGGCCAGCUGGAUCUCUGGCAGUACAACGUGAGCCGUUGGAUGCAUCAGCAGUUGCUGAGGCAGUCAGUGUCAUAAGUUGCUAUUAUGAGGAGAAAACCGAAUGGGGGAAAAGAGUGGGUUGGAUAUACGGCUCUAUCACAGAAGAUGUGGUGACCGGUUAUCGAAUGCAUAAUCGGGGGUGGAGAUCAGUUUAUUGUGUCACGAAACGAGAUGCAUUCCGAGGGACAGCUCCGAUCAAUCUGACCGACAGGCUCGUCCAAGUCCUCCGAUGGGCUACUGGGUCAGUUGAGAUCUUCUUCUCUCGCAACAACGCGCUUUUUGCUAGCCCACGGAUGAAAUUUCUCCAGAGAAUAGCUUAUUUCAACGUCGGGAUGUAUCCCUUCACCUCAAUCUUCCUCCUCGUCUAUUGCGUCCUCCCGGCGCUCUCCCUCUUCUCGGGGAAGUUCAUCGUCGAGUCACUCAGCGUGACAUUUUUAAUCUUCUUAUUAGCAAUUACCCUCACCCUGUGCCUUCUGGCAAUACUUGAAAUUAAGUGGUCUGGAAUCACUCUGCAUGACUGGUGGAGGAAUGAACAGUUUUGGUUGAUCGGUGGGACCAGCGCUCACCCGGCAGCUGUAGUACAAGGGCUCUUGAAGGUCAUUGCGGGUGUGGAUAUUAAUUUCACUCUGACUUCGAAAUCAGCAGCUCCCGAUGAGGGCGAGGAUGAAUUUGCGGAGCUCCAUGAGUUCCGGUGGACAGUCCUGAUGAUCCCUCCAAUCACAAUCAUCUUGCUUAACAUGAUCGCUAUAGCAGUUGCAGUUUUCAGGACUCUGUAUAGUCCUUUUCCUCAAUGGAGUAGGCUGCUUGGAGGGGUGUUCUUCAGUUUAUGGGUUCUCUCUCAUCUCUAUCCUUUUGCCAAAGGGUUAAUGGGGAGAAAGGGGAAGAUUCCUACCAUAGUUUUUCUCUGGUCUGCACUCAUAUGCAUCAUCAUUUCAUUGAUGGCACUCUUCAUCUACCCUCCCACUGGACACCAAGAUUUUGUCUUCGAAUUCCCAUAAUGUCAGCUGGCUGAAGCAAUAUUGAAGUUUGUCAACUUCAUAUAGAUAGAUGGGGUUUCCAUUUUGUAACAUGUGUAUUUUUGUUUCUUUAACAUGUCUGGAUACUUUUCCUGACUGACCAACAAGAAAAACAUUGUGUACUUCUCUCAGUAUAUGUGUGUAUGAAUCAGCAUCGACUACCUACCCUUUCGGCCUUUCCCCUCCCAUUUUCUAUUGCAUUCUGAACCACUUUUCCCCGUAAAUAUCUAUUCUUAAC
Molecule: messenger RNA, 3919 nt
Organism: Cuscuta europaea
Lineage: Eukaryota; Viridiplantae; Streptophyta; Magnoliopsida; Solanales; Convolvulaceae
Source: the annotation of a GenBank genome assembly